Acanthisitta chloris (rifleman) is the source of this 394-nucleotide messenger RNA. It is a transcript of the gene MRPS26, whose product is annotated as mitochondrial ribosomal protein S26. Lineage: Eukaryota; Metazoa; Chordata; Aves; Passeriformes; Acanthisittidae. The transcript is spliced from 3 exons. The record is from RefSeq and is a predicted model, not a curated record. The annotation marks the transcript as partial. Gene Ontology annotation, cellular component: mitochondrial small ribosomal subunit.
GGCUGAGUUCAGGGCCGAGGUGCUGCAGAAGAAGCGCGAGGCAGUGCUGUCUGGAGAGGACUCCCUGAAGCUGGUGGAGGAGCAUCGGCGCCUGAUGGCCUGGAACGAUGACGAGAACGCCCGGCAGCGAGCACGGAGGGAAGAGAGAAUCAGGAAAGAAGAGGAAGAAGAGAAGAAGAGGAAGUUAGAGGUUGCAGAGGAGCAGGCCAGGAAAAUGGAGGCUUUCCUGAAGGAGAAGGAGAAGGAGAUUCUCCAGCUGCAGGAGGAAGCCAAGACCUUCAUCACCCCGGAGAACCUGGACGCCCGGAUCGAGGAGUGCCUGGACAACCCACGCAACUACAACUUCGCCAUCGACAAGGAUGGGCGGAUCGUCAAGCAGACUGUGUUGUCGUAG